UCUCGAGCAAACAUACUACAGAACGAAAAUCUCAUCUAGGCCGUCUCUCUUCUUGCUCUUGCUCUCUUUCUCAGGCGCUUUUCUACGGCAUACCACCCUGAGUGGACCGGCAUGGGACCGAGUCGACGGCCGUCUGCUGCAGUUGCCAGCAGUUCGCGCGUGCACAGGAGUCAAGAUUCACACUAUGGGGGCUCUCAACAUCCUCGGAACGAGCAGCAGAAGAAAAUUGUGCAGGUGUUAACUCAGAGGCUGAGAUUGCUGGUCUUCCCGUCCGGUCAGGAAAGUCAGUUGCACCAGCUCGAAUCCGAUGGAGCCACGCGACAGGCAGUCAAUGCCCUUGCGAUGAGCGAGAUGCUAGAUGAACUACUGAAGUCAACAAGCCUGACCUCAAUAGUCGCAGUUCUGCAAUCACAACUUUUCAUUAUGAAAGCUCUAGCUGCAGGCGUGUCGUCGAGGCCGCACAGUAUUCCACGGUCGGGAUCUCAAGCUAGUCACCGAGCACCGGGUUCUGCCCCCGAUUCUCCUGUUCCGUCAUUCGCAUCCAGGUGGACGGCAACAGUCACUUCUCCUCCAUUAGAGCAACCACCCAUGGAAGACAAUUGCGCCCGAUACUUGCUGAUCCUAAUGGUCUCAUUUCUACGGCAAUCUGCGCAAACCGAACCGCCUCUGAUGAUGGACUGGAUUCCUUCAGCAGAUAUCACUUCAGCAUUUUCGUCAGAGGGAACUGACUCGCCGACUGAUUAUCCUGACACGUUUUCUCAUGACCUCAAGCCGCGAGCAUCUUCUACAUCUGUCAAGUCGACCCGAACAGGUGUCACUACGCAACGAACACCUUUGUCUGCUGUUAAUUCGUUUCACACUUUGAACGCUUUGAUCGAAAAGUAUACCGGCCGGAUAAUUUUCCAUAUUUCUGCAUCGAAUUGGAAUGUAGUAUUUGAUCGACUACGGACCAAGAUUCGUCAACUUUCUCAGAACGAGGGUGAAGUCGACACCAUCGAUGUUCAAUUAUUGUCGCACAGUCUUCUCGAUAGAACAAGGCUGGUGCAAGGUUUGAAUGAGCUGUCAUCUCUUCUCGUCAACAUGACGCACGAAAUGCAUGCCGCCUUUGCAAAUCCCUUGCGGCUUGCCAUCUGGAAUUGGAUAAGGAACUGUCCCGCCGAGUUCAACGAAGUUUCCAAAGGACGACUGAAGAUGGAUAGUGUUCCGGAAAGAGUAUUUGACUAUCUUCACCCAAGAGUCAAGUCCGGGUCCGAACGAACAAUGUGGCCGGCUCUCAUUGCUAUCCUUUUCCUUACCCCAGACAGGUUGUCUCAUGAUGUGGGGCUUCCUGGUCGAGGACAGAAGUCGGAUAAGUUUCUAGAAGACAUUCGGCGACAAAUAUCCACUCAGGCUAGAUUACGGGACCUGGGUCUAGUUUGCGCGCUAGAUAUCUGCCGUGCAGCCAUGUACAUCGACUCACGCGACAAUGAAGAAGUACCUCUGCGCUUACUCGCGAACGACAUUAUUCACGACAUCAAGAGCGAUUUGUUUCACAAUACCGCGACUAAACCCUUUUGGGACCCGCAACACGAAUCCCUUGAUAUUUCGCUUUACGCUGACGUUUUAGUGUUUAUUUUCCGAUUUCUAUCCGAAGAAGAAUCCCUGCCACUGUUCAAGGCGUGUGUUGAGCCUGACAAAUCGGAAGCAGUGAAAAUCUGUGUCGUGCGUGCAUGCAAAACACUGUACGAGGAGAGCUCGAUAUUUAGUUGGCAACGCUCUCUCAAGAACCUAGAGCCCAUUAUAGCACGACGGUUCCUCAAUAUAUUGAAGACCACAUGCGUUCACCGGAGCGAGGUGGAUCAAUUUGGCAUCAUGAAAAGACCGGCUAGUCGUCCGAAGGCCAAGAGAUCCCAUGAACUUUCACCUCUUCCCGACAGAGAAGUGCUCAUUCUUGCUAUACUUUCGCUAUGGCGGAUGUCGCCCGACUUUGGUUUCAAGUAUCUUACCGAAGAAGAGAUCGAUUCGUGGACGACCGCCGUUGCGAGACUUUGGAAUGCGCAAAUCGACUAUUCUGUCAAGGCAUCUCUGGGUAUAUCAUCAAGGAAACUAACGGAGCACGUUUUUAUGUAUCUUCCGACUGAUCCUAACGUUCCCAAAAUGACUGCAUGGUUAAUUUAUGCUCUGCCCAACACCCUCAUGGCUAUUGUCAAGAAUUUACUGGAUGCUCGUAUAGAGAUCGAAGCUCAACGCUUGUGGAUAACAAUGGCGCUCGAUCUUUUGGGGCUCUACGUUGCGAAAGUGGAUGAGGAACACGUCCGGCAGAUACAACUUACUGAGAAGCGGGUUCCAGCUUUUAUAUUGGCCGAAAUAGCCUUCCUCGUCUCUCUCACUUCUAGCGACAACAAUGUAUCCUUUCAGGCGGCCAAGGGCCUACGCCUAAUUUCCUAUGCAGAGCGACAAGCAGGUGCACCUACCAACCCUCUGAUUAAUGACGAAGACAGACCGAAGCGUCAUCCUAUCUAUGAGCAAUUGGGUGAUCCGAACGUGCUUAUACAUAGUCGUGUCGGCCACCAGAAGAGAAUCCGGAAGCUCCUACGUCUGAUACCUUACGCUCCUUCUGUUCACAUCGCUGUUUGGACGGAGUGUUACUGGCGUUGGGCUGCGUUGAAUGAAAUGCUGCGCUCUGGCGAAGAUGUUACAAUCAAAUCGAGCGAAUUUUUCGGAGCUCCUGCUGACCAUCGAUCUCAUUGGAAUAACCUCACACUCUUCAUAGCUGCUCUCGGAGGGGCGUGCGUUGAAGAAGCUGCUGAUACUGAUCUACUCUCUAAAGUUAUCCCCCACCAAAGUCUUCCAGAUCAGUUUCGCAGAGUGCAAGAUGCUUCGAGCCUGGCGCAUACAUUCGUCAACGAUCUUACUAUGAUGUUGCUCGAUGACGACGUUGAAGUUCGGAACACCGCCCGAGACGCUCUAGGAGCUGAGCUGAGUCCACGUCUGUACACUAAACUGCUGAAGUUUCUUGAAGACAUCAUCCGCGACAUCAUGAGUAGCUCUUUUGACGGUCAGAUGCGGUUUGAGAAUUUCCAUUUGCUGAAGGAACAAGGUAUCGCCAUACUCAAGCUGAUGGUCGAAAGCAGCCAAGAUCGGAUGGACGACGUGAUGAACCUCGACAUAACUACGACCUUGCAAGAAUUAGCAGCCUGCCUCGAUCGACAUAAUGGCUCAGAUGCGCAUCGGACCAAGAUCAAGUUUUGCACUCUCUGUGAUAGUGUAAAUGAUCGUACAGAAGCUCUGACGUUGCGUAAAGACAACAACGCGCGCCGAAGCAUUCUCAGCAUGGUCUCUUCUUGGAUUCAGACUACAGGAGAUAUCAUGUCGCGGACAGAGUUGAAUAUGGCGUGUCUACGCACAGUUGUCAAGCUUUUAGACCGUCUCGAGUUCAAACCUGCCGAUCCUUCCACCUCAGGAGAUGACGGGUCGCAUUUUGUGACUCGCGAGUUCAUCAAGUACUCGGAGGUACUCCUGUCUGGAUUAGAGGUUUGCCAGAUUGAUGCACCGACAUCUGAUAGCGUCUCCGACGUUGGUUCCAUACAAAAACGCAUGCGCGUGUCGCACAGAGAAGCAGAGCUUCGGGAGCUGGUUAUCACUGGACUAUCACAUUUAGUCAGGGCUAACACGGAGGCCGGAUUCAAGCAAUGCCUCCCCCUGGCUUACUGCGAAGAUAACCGCAAAAGAGCUAUAUUUGCUCACGUCUUUGCUCGGGUAAUAGGUCAAGGCGCAAAGUUCGAAGCUACGGAACCGGCCGAAACUAUAGAUCGCUACAAGCGGUUAUGUGAUUUGGUAAAGGAGCCUAAUAUGGUAUUGGCUCAAGCUAUAUGCGACACAUGUCCCGCGUCAGAAAUCGACAACAUGGUCAAUGUUCUUCUCAACUUGUUCAACACUCGGACGUCCUUGAUGGCCCUACUCAAAGUCAUGAUUACACGUGAAGUUGCACAUACCGAGAACGUCGCUGCUCUUUUUCGUAGUAAUUCCAUUGGGAACCGCUUUUUGGCUGCAUUUGCCCGUAUUCAAGGACACCAGUAUCUGCGGUCACUCAUUGAACCCAUGGUUGUAGCCAUCAACAACCUUCCAGAAGGUACAGGCUAUGAGCUUGAUCCUGCGAAAGUCGGCGGUCAAGACCUGCAUCAGAACCAGCGAAAUGUUCAGUUUCUGACAAAGCAGUUUUUGAGACUCAUUCUCGAUUCGCGUCAGGGACUCCCACCGAUGUUUCGAGAAGUUUGCGAACACAUUGCCACUACUGUAGUAAACCGUUGGGACGAUGCUUCUCUGAAGACUACGUCGAUUGGUGCUUUCUUGUUUUUACGGUUUAUUUCUCCUGCCGUUGUAGCCCCAGAGACCAUAGGCAUACAUCUGCCUAACGAUUCCUCUCGUCGAGGUUUAAUGAUAAUUGCGAAGAUAAUCCAAAACCUUGCUAAUAACAUUCUCUUUGGAAAGGAGCCUCAUAUGAUGCGUUUGAACGAAUUUUUGACAGAGAAUGUCAUACAUGUCACCGAGUUCCUGACUAUGAUACUCCAAAUUCCAACCGAGCAAGACGACAAAGAUGAAUGGGCCGGUGCAUACAUCUAUGAUGAUACCGAUGUAAUUGUACUCCAUCGGUUCUUCGAGAAGCAUGCAGACAAAAUUGGAAAAGAACUUCUCAGCAUUUCAAAACCUUCCAUCGAUGGAGACUCAACAGGUGUUGCUGGGAAACGUGCUUGGGACGGUCUUUGCACCCUGCUCGUGGACCUGGGAUCGCCCAUCGAAGUUCCACGACUUUCAACGCAGGACUCCGACCACCAUCGGGAAUAUUGUGAACUGAUGACUCGUUAUGCUGACAAACCCACGACGAAAGUGAGGGAGCUUUUCACGGCGAUACGAAGACCGGGGGAUUCACAGGCAUUGUUUGCUCUAAGGCUUGCUAGACUAGACGUGGAGACAAUAGACAUGGAACUCCUGAUGCUCCACAUCUUCCAGACACUGGAAGCCUCUUCAGAAGCAACUGCAUUUGAUGUAAUUGUCGACUGCACCGGAUUCAGCACAAAAUCAGAGUUACCACUACGGUGGGUGAAAUACUGCAUUGAAUUAAUACCCUCCGACAUUAGGGCGCGAUUCGUUGGGUGCUAUAUGCUGAACGUCAAUCGCUUAGCGCAGAGGUAUCUGAAACGAGUCCAGAACUUUAGUUUCACACUGCCUACCUCGGUUGAAGAGCUAUUACAACAUGUCCCUGGCAUCGAAGUCUCCGACCUUGGCUAUCCGGCGGAGCUGGAAGGGGAAGGGUAUGUGUCUUUUAAGAACAGCGGACGCCAACCUGCCGUUCUGAGUGUCGGCUCCUCUCAUAUUCGAAUCAUAGCCCUUACACCUGGGCCAGGACUUGCCACACGAGCCACUGAUAUCAUACCCAUGGCUGAAGUCAGCGAUUCCUACGUUACUUCUACACGGGAGAGUCACGAGUUCAUUAUUCGACGAAAUCGCAAUGCGUCAACAAUCUACCUCUCGUCUGAUUCAUAUGAUGAAAUUGUCAAGGCUAAGGGUCGUCUGACUGAGACCCAUUCGCCUCUAGGUGAUAGAUUUUCAAGGUUCUCCAAUGUACCUGCAACUCUGCUGCAUGUCGGCAUGCUCACUGCGUAUGAUCUACUUGGUGCUGUAUGUACCUAUCUCGGUUAUGAUAAAAGCCCCAUCGUAGCGUCGAAAGCGAGCGCAUCGCCUGAAUUUGCUCCUCGGCUUACCCUCGACUUCAUUUCUGAAGUGUCAGCCACAAUGACUAUGGACACGAGGUCGGGCAACCACGUCGGACAAUCGAUAGCAUGCUUAUACUACCUGAGUCCUUGGAUAAAAAACCUUACCCACUUCUCAAAUCCGACAAGUAAUCUCCAUGAGCGAUCAGGCUCAAGGCUCCGCGAUUGUGUCAGAGGAUUGGUUGAUAUAGCCUUGACCCAUCCUGACUUGACCUCUGCUAUGCAACGGCAUGUAUGGGCUGAAAUAGGAAAACUGGAUUCACAAACCACAGAGUUCGUGCUAGACGAGUUAGUACGUUCUGCUGUUGAUGCUGGAGCUGGAACGACCCGCUGCGAAACUCAUGCGCAUAUCAUUGCUUCCUUAUCAUCAAUUAGUGUCCGAGGCAAACUGUUUGCAAAGCUGCGGAAGGCCAUUAUCAAAGCUUCUCCGCGGCAUACGAAGUCUUUGGUGGAUAACCCGCACUGGAAUGAAGUUGCAACGCUUAGCCGCAUUUGUCUCCAUGCUGGCUAUCAAUCCAGGCAGCCUAGUCAUAAUCAGCUCUACGUCCCCGAGAUUGUCCAUGUCACUAUGAUGAUUGCUGGCGUAGGAUCGAUCAUCGUCCGGAAAGCAAUGUACGGCAUCGCGAUGAAUCUCUUGCAGUCGAUGUACAUCGCCCGAUCGGAGGAUUCGGCAAAUCCUUUAUCGGAACUUAGCCAGUUGUUAAACGAGUUUUCGGAAUCUGGGACACUAGAGCUAUUUGGCCUGCAUCGUGCGACAUCAACAAGUGAAUACACAACCUAUGACACGACGCAAGACGCGAUGCUCAUUGACAAUUAUGAACGCCUUGCGAGGCUACUGGUCCGGAUACUUGAAGCGUCGGCAGGGACCCAAGGAUUGCUCAAUGUAUGGCGUGCCCGUUGGAUGAGCUUAGUCACUUCAUCGGCAUUCCAAUACUCGUCGAUGAUACAAAUGCGGGCGUUCACAGUGCUGGGAGUGUUGGCGAUAUCGCACAUUGAUGACGACUUCUUCUAUCAGAGUUUGGUAGCCUUCUCGGCUGCUCUCGUGGCUAUGGAAGAAACGGAUACAGUUCCCGCUGUCGGGAUUUUACGGGCCUUGGCCAAGUUGGUCCCGGGUCUUCAGAACGAUACGCGUUACCUAGCACAACUUUUCUGGAUGGGAGUCGCGUUUCUUCAAUGUGGUAAUAGGGACUUCUUCCCUGAAGCUGCCCGUUUGGUUCAGGUCACGCUGGAAGUUAUGGACAGACGAGAAGUGUUUAGAAACGAAUCUAUUUCGCCGUAUCUGCUAAACGCUCGGAUACAUCUGGAAGAAUGCGCGUGUGUGUUAGAUCAGCAUUUAGGCUUAUCCUUCGACGUCAACUUUUCAUUCACACUUGCCGCUAUCAUCUUCAAAGGGCUUCGCGAGAGUAGAACAAAGGAACCAGCUGAAGCGGCGCUACGAACAUUGAUUCGCGUUACUGUUCGAUGGAGCCAUCUAGAGCCUUUGACGAACGGUUCUGCAGGGUCAUUGCAUCCUGACGUCCUUGGAUAUUUCUUGGCGCUCCUUCCACUGUCCACUUCUCCCACGGAAUAUCGUCGACUUUUAAAAGAUUGUCAGGUGGAUGAUAUGUGGUUGCCAGAGGCCGGCGCUUCUUCUUUCGAUGACGAGAAAAGUCUCCCUCGGCCAUCGUCCAUGUUCAUGGGAAUCCAGGAUGAUCCCACACUCGCCCUUUUCGUCACCGCUUUCAUUUCCGCCAUGCUUCGCAGUGCUCAUGGACACGACGCAGAAAACGAGAUUUUGUACAGCAUACUUUCUGACGUUGCGUCAGUGUUUCCCGAAGUCGUUUCCAUGGCAUAUGAGAAGCUCAAUAUCAACCAUAUUUUCGCCAAUUCAUCUAAUGAACACAUCAUACGAUAUGUUUCUGACAUUAUUCGUGUUGCCUUGCAGGACAAUAAGCGUUGGAGUGCUCAGGGCGGCGGAUCGGUUUCUAUCCCCAGUGCCAUCGACGACGUGCCCUCCAGUCAGAGUUGUCUAAACGCACUCGAAGAACGUGGUAUGCCUGGAUUGGCAGACUCAUUCAAGUUCCUUGCGGCAGGCGAGGGGCUCUCUUCCGUAGUACCUUAUUUGGUGAAGAUUGUAGAAAGUAUCAUCGUUCAACCUGUGGGCGAGUAAUUUGUUCCCUUCCUCUCUUUCUUGGUGGUGUAUUUAUGAAAUGGUCUUCUGUGUUACACUGUAUUUUACUCGUACUACUCACAUAUUUUCAUGACUCAAUGCAAGCAUUUUUGGUAUGAAGGCUCGAUUUAGGUGACCUUGUGAUGAAGGCGCGGUCACCCU
This is a messenger RNA of Desarmillaria tabescens, 8061 nucleotides long. RefSeq lists its product as uncharacterized. The transcript is spliced from 40 exons. Gene Ontology annotation, biological process: regulation of GTPase activity. The record is from RefSeq and is a predicted model, not a curated record. NCBI's taxonomy places the organism in Eukaryota, Fungi, Basidiomycota, Agaricomycetes, Agaricales, Physalacriaceae. Bases 112 to 7899 code for a protein of 2595 amino acids.